GGGGCCGUCGCGGCGCUCCCUGCGCGGGGCCCGGCGGUGCCGGGGCCGCCCCGCCGCCCCUCGGCAGCUCCCGUCGGCCGCGGAUGCGCCGCUCCGCCCCGGCUGCCGCCGAAGGAAGAAAAGUUUGGGGGCGACUUAGGGCCGCCGGAGCGCCGGAGGAGAAGAAGGAUGCGCGGUUUCCCCGGCUGAUCGGGAAGGAAGGAUGACCAAGGGAGGAUGUGCACCAGCAGUCAGAUCAUCGGGAGCCUCCUGGUGCUCUCCGUGCUGGAGAUAGGGUUAGGGGUGUCCAGCGUGGCCGUGGGGGCGGUCAGUUUCAGCCUGGUCCUCACAGAGCAUAAACCUCAGCUGGGAGACUCUUCUCCGUUCCUGCUUUGCGGCAUAUGUGGAAUAUUGUGCGCCAAAAAAAAAUCUGGACUUGUUAUGAUACUUUUUUCUGCCUGUUGCAUCUGUGGACUAAUUGGAGGAAUCUUAAAUUUUCAAUUUCUUCGUGCUCUGACAAAGAAGUCAUCUGCUCUCUAUUCUUUGCAUCUUGCCUCCAUGUCUCUUGCAUGCAUUGGAAUUGGUGGUUGCACCCUUUCUUCAUGGCUCACUUGUCGGCUAGCCAGCUAUGAACAAAGGCGAAUGUUCUCAGAAAGAGAACAUUCAUUGCAUCACUCCCAUGAAAUGGCAGAAAAAGAAAUGACAGACAAUCUAAGCAACGGUGGCCCACAUCUGAUUUAUAAUGGAAGUGUAUAUUAAAGAGAUUUUUAAAAGUUCCAUGGAAAGAAGUGGUUUUAGAAUUUUCUUCAGGAAAAAAAAAAGACUCCAAGAAAUUGAGAAAAUGGAACUAUCUUAGCUUUUAUGGCUCAAAUGUCACAACUGCAGACCAGCACAUUUGCAAUUCCCUUUCAGAACCAUGUUCAAAAUUUGUCUUCUAAACAUUUUGCGGAUAUACAGUAUUUAUUCACUUCCUGGCUACUGUCUCUCAGUUUUUGUCUGAAUAACUUUUCAGAAUCGUGAUAGUAUUUGAAAUAGACUUCUCAAGAUUCUUAUUCUCAUGAAGACUCAAAAAACAGAAAAAAAAAUAAUUAAACUGGACCACAUUUAGCCAGCUCAUAGAAGGCAGAGGAAGAAUGGCUCAGGGGAAUCUUAUUCUCCUCUCCACUUAGCAGCAUCUAGUGUGAUAUGAUGGCUUCAGAUCAUGGCAUGGUACAGCAACACAUCUGCACAGUCUCCCUCCACACAUUUGGAAUGCAUCCUGCCUCAGUUUUCCUAUCCUCAGUAGAUCAUAUCAAAAGAGAGUGCAAAUUCUUCUUCCAAAAGGCUCCCAUUUCAUAUACAGAGAGUAAAUGAACAGUGUGCUGAAAACAACACCAAUGUCUUUGUUUUGAAAGACAGAAUGCUCUAAGAAUGCCAUAACUCAAAACCUCAAUAAUGCCUUCUUGUAAAGAAAUUGUAAAUAUUUCCAAUUUGUGAAUGAAGUAUAUUUCGUAAUUUGUUCAUAAAAGAUGACAAAUAAAAUGAAAACUAAACCAGA
Messenger RNA from Pseudopipra pipra, 1516 nucleotides. RefSeq names its product transmembrane protein 196 (gene TMEM196). The transcript is spliced from 4 exons. The record is from RefSeq and is a predicted model, not a curated record. The coding region runs from base 217 to 738 and encodes 173 amino acids. NCBI's taxonomy places the organism in Eukaryota, Metazoa, Chordata, Aves, Passeriformes, Pipridae.